ACGGAGAGCUCAGUUGGUUUUCGUUCGUUGCCGAGUUAAGUUCACCGCGAUUCCACCUCCGAUCCGUGGAACAGGCAGCGGUUUGUGGCAGUUUGAUUCAAAUUUCCGAGCUGCGGGAGCUGGAGCACUGUCUUAACAACCUCUCGUUAACUAUACGGUACCGAAAUAAAGUGAACUUGUCGCUCAGCUAAAACUACAUUGCUAGCGCUUACAAAACAGCAUCGGAGCGGCCAGGAUGCAGACAGUCAUUAAGAACCCCAACUGGUGGCGCAGGCGCACCAAGCUGGAGAGGAGUCUGCUGGUGGUCAGCGGCAUCCUGUUCGUGGUCGCAGCCGCCGGAUUCGGGCUCUGGGCGAGCGAGGCUCUGAGGGCGGCCGGCGCUCCGGAGAGUCCGCAGGCCACCGCCCUGCUCGGCGACAGCACCACGAUCAACAAGGUGCCCCCGGGCAGCGCCGCCGACAAGGGCAAGUCGGGGGUGGACCCCAGUGAGGUGUGCCUCACCCAGGAGUGCAUCCACACGGCCUCCAUCGUGCUGCGCAAGAUGCGGCCCGAGGUGGAGCCGUGCGACAACUUCUACGAGUUCGCCUGCGGCACCUACCUCGAGGAGGAGAACAUCCCCGAUGACAAGGUCGCGAUCAGCACCUUCUCGGUGAUCUCCGACAAGCUGCAGGAGCAGCUGAAGGACAUCAUCACCGCGGAGCGCCCGGAGUCGGAGCCGAAGCACUUCCGCCUGCCCAACCUGCUCUACAAGGCCUGCAUGAACAAGACUCUCAUUGAAAGCCUGGGCGCCGAGCCCAUCACUCGGGUGGCUGAAAAGCUGGGCGGCUGGCCUCUGAUCAAGGGAGAGGGCUGGAACGCGGACGACAGCUGGACCUGGCAGGAGCAGGUCAAGAAGUUCCGCAAGGCCGGGUUCAGCAUGGACUACAUCAUCGACUUCUCCAUUGGCGUGGAUCUGCAGAACAGCACCAAGCGCCUUAUAGAUUUGGACCAGUCGGCGCUGGCCCUGAGUCGCGAGUACCUGGUAAAGGGCUUCAACGAGACCCUGGUGAAGGCCUACUACGACUACAUGGUGGACAUCGCCGUGCUCUUCGGGGCCAACAGGGAGCUGGCCAAGACGGAACUGCUGAGCUCGCUGGAGUUCGAGAUGGCCCUGGCCAACAUCUCCUGGCCCAACGAGAAGCGGCGCAACUCCUCGGAGCUGUACAACCUGAGGACUCCGGCCCAGCUGCAGGCGGCCUAUCCGUACGUGCAGUGGGUGGACUACAUGAACGCGCUGCUGCCGGAGGGACUGGUCGUGGCCGCGGACGAGAUGAUCAACCUGUCGGUGCCCAGCUUCUUCGAGGACCUCGGCAAGCUGCUGGCCAAGACGCCGAAGCGGGUGAUCGCCAACUACAUGUUCUGGCGCAUCCACGGCUUCUCGGUGGGCUUCCUCAGCGAGGAGUUCCGCAAGCGGCAGCUGCAGUACGCCACCGCCCUCUCCGGCCGCCAGGAGCAGGAGGCCCGCUGGAAGGAGUGCGUGGACAUCGCCACUGGCAGCAUGGAUGAAGAAUCCGAAGAAGAUUUCGAUAGCCUCGGCAUUUCCGUGGGAUCGCUCUACGUCCGCAAGCACUUCCACAAGGACUCGAAGGCCAACGCCCUGGAGAUGGUCAACGACAUCCGCGACGUUUUCAACGACAUCCUCGACGAGGUCAACUGGAUGGAUGCCAAGACCAAGAAGGAGGCCAAGGAGAAGCUGCACAGCAUGGCCACCCACAUCGGCUACCCGGACGAGAUGCUCGACAACGAGAAGCUGGCCAAGUACUACGCCAAGCUGGACAUCGACCCCGACCAGUACUUCCAGUCCUUCCUGGGCAUGAACAUCUUCGGCACCAACUACUCCUUCAACAAGCUGCGCCUGCCGGUCAACAAGACGGACUGGGUGCGCCACGCCCGUCCUGCGAUCGUGAACGCCUUCUACUCCUCCCUCGAGAACAGCAUCCAGUUCCCGGCCGGCAUCCUGCAGGGACACUUUUUCAACGCCCAGAGGCCCAAGUACAUGAACUUCGGCGCCAUCGGCUACGUGAUCGGCCACGAGAUCACCCACGGCUUCGACGACCAGGGUCGCCAGUUCGAUGUGAAGGGCAACCUGCGGGACUGGUGGCAGCCGGACACCCAGAAGGCCUACCUGGCCAAGGCGAAGUGCAUCAUCGAGCAGUACGGCAACUACACGGAGCGGGCGACGGGUCUUAACCUGAACGGAAUCAACACGCAGGGCGAAAACAUCGCCGACAACGGCGGCGUCAAGGAGUCCUACAUCGCGUACCGGAGGUGGGCUCAGAAGCACGGACCGGAGCCGAAGCUCCCCGGCCUGGACUUCACGCCGGAGCAGAUGUUCUGGGUGGCAGCCGGCCAAACCUGGUGCGCCAAGUAUCGUAAAGAAUCUCUCAAGAUGCGUAUUACCACCGGCGUACACUCGCCCUCCGAGUUCCGUGUCCUGGGUUCGCUCAGCAACAUGAAGGACUUUGCCAAGGACUUCCAGUGUCCAGAGGGCUCGCCCAUGAAUCCCGUUCAGAAGUGCGAAGUGUGGUAGGAUCUGUUCCGGCUUGAAUUACGGGUCAUUGUGUCCCCGCGGCGCAACAAGUAAUAUAAUGCAUGGAAUGCCAGCGAUCAAGCCCGAUUUUAGAAGGGCUAAUCUCAAGUAGAAAUACAAAUACAAUACCAAGCGUAUCUAUGCUAAGUGUGCACUAUGUAAAAAUCGUAUUUAAUAAAACAAAUUGUUUAUAUGUGA
Messenger RNA from Drosophila ficusphila, 2767 nucleotides. It is a transcript of the gene Nep2, whose product is annotated as neprilysin-2. Gene Ontology annotation, cellular component: plasma membrane. The coding region runs from base 236 to 2569 and encodes 777 amino acids. Gene Ontology annotation, molecular function: metalloendopeptidase activity. The transcript is spliced from 11 exons. Lineage: Eukaryota; Metazoa; Arthropoda; Insecta; Diptera; Drosophilidae. The record is from RefSeq and is a predicted model, not a curated record. Gene Ontology annotation, biological process: protein processing.